Molecule: messenger RNA, 1452 nt
Organism: Penicillium chermesinum
Lineage: Eukaryota; Fungi; Ascomycota; Eurotiomycetes; Eurotiales; Aspergillaceae
Product: putative vacuolar sorting protein SNF7 family protein
Exons: 5
Coding region: 1-1452 (483 amino acids)
Biological process (GO): vesicle budding from membrane; late endosome to vacuole transport via multivesicular body sorting pathway
Cellular component (GO): cytoplasmic side of plasma membrane; ESCRT III complex; multivesicular body
Source: RefSeq, a predicted model, not a curated record
AUGAGUGACCUCCUGAACUACAUCCUGAACAACGAGGACGCAUUUCGAAGAAACCGCCUCCCAUCCCUCUACUCCGACUUCACAACCCAAAAGAAAACGAACCCCGACGGCUACGCCGUCAACGUAAGCGCAUGGGAGCAGGCUCUCAUCCACGCCGCAAAGCGCGGCUAUACCUCCACUCGAGGCGUACGCGUGCGCUCCGGCUCGACAACAUCACAAAAAGGUGUCCGGCCCCAGCGCAAGAAGACGGACCAUCUGAUCCUUCGUACGGACGAGUCGUUGUUGCGGGACCUGGAGCUUCCGGAGUGGGGAAAACCGGUUGCUCUGGGCGCUGUUUUCGAUGAGGCUAUGCGAAAACGUUCGAUGGUUCCGUUGCCGAUUUACAUGACUACACCUGGUUCGCUGCAGAGGAGUCAAUGGAGGAUUAUUGAUCCUAGUGCUUUGAAUCCGCUUAAUGUUGUCGGGUGGGGAUUGAGGCAAUUGAAAGGCUUUGUUAUUGGGGAGGGGGAGGCUGCGCCCAAGAUGCAAGUACAAGAAUUGGUCUUGGUGCAGAAUCUAGAGGAAGCGGCGGACUUGGCUAUCAAAAAGGCAACCGCGGGCAACUCAUCAAAAUUGGAUUUGAUUUACUCCAAGGAAAGCUUUGUGGAAGAGUACUCUACGCUUUUGCAUAAUGCAACUGAGUUAUCAGACUCUGAUUUCAAUGUACUUCUUCUCUAUCUAUCUCGGGACCGGGGGGCUAUUGCGUAUGAUGGCAAGACCAUCAAAUUCAAAUCAUCCGACGAAGCACCAAAUAUCACGCAGCAGGACUCGACUAUUGCCUCGAUCAAGACGCUCAUUUCUGCAAUUUCAAAGCAGGUCACCAAUCUCGAGAGAAAGAUUUCGGACUUGACUGAGUCUGCGAAAACAGCUCUUGGCAAUAAGAACCGCGUGUCAGCUCUGGCGGCGCUUAAAUCCAAAAAGACGGUCGAGCAUAAUCUUUCGCAGCGGCUUAAUACCCUCGCACAGCUUGAGGAGGUCUAUUCCAAAAUCGAACAAGCUGCUGGUCAAGUGGAGAUAGUUCAAGUGAUGGAAUCCAGCACUGGGGUUCUUCGAGGGCUCCAUGCUCAAAUCGGCGGCGCAGAGCGGGUCGAGGAUGUGGUUGAGGAGUUGCGCGAGGAAAUGAUGAAGGUAGACGAGGUGGGCGGCAUCCUAAACGAGGCCGCUCCUGUGAUCGAUGAAGGCGAGAUCGAUGAGGAGCUUUCCGCACUAGAAAAAGGCGACCAAGAGGCGAAAGAGGAGAAGGGGGCCGAAGAGACACGAAACAGACUCGCAGAGCUCGACAGCAUCAAGCAAGCUUCCGACGAAGCAAGCCGCCGAGCACAAGCCGCUGCCGAUGUCGACACCCAGCUGGCAGAGAGCAUGGAUCGGCUCUCUAACAUGUCUGUGGAAGACCGCCCAUUACCGGCUAAAUAA